Messenger RNA from Eufriesea mexicana, 2921 nucleotides. Its product is annotated as long-chain fatty acid transport protein 4. Bases 350 to 2299 code for a protein of 649 amino acids. Gene Ontology annotation, molecular function: long-chain fatty acid transmembrane transporter activity; long-chain fatty acid-CoA ligase activity. Gene Ontology annotation, cellular component: endoplasmic reticulum membrane; plasma membrane. The record is from RefSeq and is a predicted model, not a curated record. Lineage: Eukaryota; Metazoa; Arthropoda; Insecta; Hymenoptera; Apidae. The transcript has 11 exons. Gene Ontology annotation, biological process: long-chain fatty acid import into cell; long-chain fatty acid metabolic process.
UGGAGUAACGCCGUUGGUAGGGAUCUCGUUAAAAUAAAACUUCGAUUUUUCUGCUGCUUUGUGCGUACACUAUCGCACAGAAAUUAUUCUCAGUUGUGGCGCAAUAGCGACGUGUCGUCGGAACACGGCGUCUGCAAUCCAGUCAGUCGCUUUGCCGGCUGUUAGUGUUGUUGGUGCUUCGUUGAGAGUGGCAUUUCUCGCUCUGAGAGGCACGGGAUAUUGAUUUGCACGCUGUCUUGUACAGUUUUCAAUUUAGGAUCAACUGUGGUGCUUCUCGUAUCUCUUGAAACGAGCAAGUUCCGAAGUACGAGUACCAGAACUCAGCGAAAAGACUGGGUGACACUGGAUCAUGGAUGUAACACUUCUACUAUUAGCUCUGAGUGUCAUUGCUGUGAUGUUUGGUGUUGUGGCGACGAGGUUCGGUUUCCCUGGGUUCAACAAGAUUGCCCAGGUCGCGCUUGCUUUGGCGUUGCUACCUGUCAUCUGCAGAUUUCAUCGAAAGUUAUAUAUGAUUUGUAAGGUGCUACCUCGUGAUAUGAAAUUUCUGUAUCGUGCUGUUACGGCAGAGAUCGAGGUAAAAGGGCAACGUCGAAAUAAUUUGACCGUUGUAAAGAUAUUUAAGAAAAGAGUAGAUCGUUAUCCUGACAAGCCUUGUUUCUUCUUCGAGGAUCAAGUUUGGACUUAUUCCGAUAUUAACAAAUAUAGCAACCAGAUAGCAUAUGUCUUUCAAAAAAUGGGAUAUGCGAAGGGAGAUGCUGUGGCUUUAAUGAUGCCGAAUAGGCCAGAGUACGUCGCGAUAUGGAUUGGUCUGGGAAAACUUGGAGUCAUCACAGCAUUGAUUAACACAAAUUUACGUCUUCAGUCCUUGAUUCAUUGUUUUCGUAUCGCUAAAGUGAAGAGCAUAAUUUAUGCAGAAGAAUAUUCGUCUGCCAUCAAUGAUAUUAAGGACUCGAUCGAGGGAGUCGAGAGAUACCAAGUAUGUCACAAAUCGAAAACAUGCGAAGAUGGUGUGCACGAUUUAAACAAACUUAUAUCGGAAGCUGGUUCAAGCGAGCCAACAGUGUCAGAUGAACCUAAUUAUCGAGACAAACUGUUGUAUAUUUACACAAGUGGAACUACAGGUUUGCCAAAAGUGGCAAUAGUUCUCAAUUCUAGAUACUUACUGAUCGUAAUGCCCUUUAACUUACUAGGCAUGAAAUCGAACGACAUUUUAUACAACCCAAAUCCAUUAUAUCAUACAGCUGGUGGAAUGAUUGGAGUAGGUUUCGCAAUUCUCAAAGGUAUACCAACCGUCUUAAGGACCAAGUUCUCAGUGUCGGCUUAUUGGACAGAUUGCAUCAAAUAUAAUUGUACCGUGGCACAAUAUGUCGGCGAAAUGUGCCGAUACGUGCUGAAUGCACCACCUAAACCAGAAGAUAAUGCGCAUCGUUUAAGACUCAUGUUUGGUAAUGGUAUGAGGCCACAAAUCUGGAGCGAAUUUGUCAAACGCUUCAAUAUUAAUCGAGUGGCUGAAUUCUACGGAUCCAGUGAGGGAAAUGCCAAUAUUGCCAAUUUAGACGGUCGAACUGGCGCGGUCGGUUUUGUACCACUAAUUGUGCCAAGAGUGUUCCAUCCUCUAGCAAUUAUUCGUGUAAAUAAUCAAACAUACGAGCCUAUUAGAGGUUCGAAUGGUUUAUGUAUAAGAGCAGAAACAGGUGAACCAGGAAUGUUCAUUGGAUUAAUAAAAGAAGGAAACGCGUUAAGAGAAUUCAACGGUUAUUUAGAUCAAGAAGAAUCGCAAAGAAAAAUAAUACAAGAUGUAUUUGUUAAAGGUGAUAAGGCUUUCUUGACGGGUGAUAUUUUAGUAGAGGAUGAAUGCGGUUAUAUUUACUUCAAAGACAGAGUAGGUGAUACAUUUAGGUGGAAAGGAGAAAAUGUUGCUACUGCAGAAGUGGAAGGAGUUGUCAGUAAUAUUGCGGGAAAAAGGGACACUAUCGUUUACGGAGUUCAGGUACCUGGAAUGGAAGGAAGGGCGGGAAUGGCAGCAAUAGUUGACCCAGACAGUCUUUUGGAUUUUAAAGCUCUUGCAGAAGGUUUAGAGAAAUCGCUUCCAGCAUACGCGAGACCAAUUUUCUUGCGAAUUGUGAAAGAACUUGAAAUAACUGGUACAUUUAAGUUGAAGAAAAUGAAUCUUCAAAAGGAAGGUUUCGAUCCGAGCAAGGUGAAAGAUAAGAUGUACUUUUUAUCUGGUAGUAAGGAAUACAUCGAAAUUACACCAGAACUUUAUCAAGAAAUCAUCUCGGGAACGAGAAAGUUUUAGUCGUCAUACUGUUUUGCGAACGACACAUAAUCGUCAAAAAUACUUGGAAAAGUAGAGACGAAUAUAUAACUUUUUUUUACAACAUGAACAUGACUUUCUGCACGCGCCUUGUAGAUACAAUGCAUAGGAUUUUAUGUAAUAACAUCAAGCAUGUGAAACCAUAGGAACCAUAGGCGGAAGUUCAUUGGAUUUAUAAAAAAGGAGUGGAGAGAGUUAUUUUUACGGGCGCUCAAAAACAGAAAAACAGAAAUGAAGCUUGUUACGUAGUGAGAAAAAAAAAUUACAAUUCUGUCAUCAACGACGAGAGACGAAUAUGGUGACAUGUUCCUGUUUAUUUUAUAAAUGCUCUGUACAUUUUUAAUCAAAUGAAACGGUCCGUAGUAUAAGACAAAUUGGCAUUGUAGAUAGAAAGAUACCAACGAAUAAAAUCAUUCUUAACGUGUAACACUGAUUUUUCGUAAAAGAAGAUACCUUAUUUGUGAAGCACACAAAAAUUUCUCAGGACUGUAGCCAAAUCUACUUGUGGCUAUCAACCAAUUAAAAAGAAAUAAAUUUCUUAUGUCUGCAGUAUUUAUUUUAAAUAUGUAACUUGUCACAACACCGUAUGUCGUUUGCAAAUUUA